UACAGAGCUCACCAGCAUUCGAUCUACCGCACCUAACCAGUUACCAUGGCUGUUUCGAGGCUUGAACGUCUGUUCAUUUUGCUGGACACCGGAACGACUCCUGUAACAAGAAAAGCCGCCGCUCAACAGCUUGGAGACGUGGUCAAGCUCCAUCCACACGAGCUCAAUAACCUGUUAUCAAAGGUUUUAACGUAUUUAAGGAGUCCUAACUGGGACACACGAAUUGCAGCUGGACAGGCAGUCGAGGCCAUAGUAAAAAAUAUUCCAGAAUGGAACCCAGCGCCAAAGCCAAAGGAAGAAUCUUGUGCAGAGGACAUGUCUCCUGAGGACAGCACUUCAGACAGACUGAGUUUCUACAGGUUUGACAUUUCCCGCUUGCUCAGACAUGGCGUGUCCCUGCUUGGGUCUGCCGGUGCAGAGUUUGAAGUACAGGAUGACAAGUCAGGUGAGGUGGACCCUAAAGAACGUCUGGCACGACAGAGAAAGCUCCUGCAGAAAAAGCUGGGUCUGGACAUGGGUGCUGCUAUAGGCAUGGAUACAGACGAACUGUUUAAUGAUGACGACCUGGACUACACCUGUUCCUCUAAUUUAAACAGAGCGCAUGCUGUUAAAGGGCCUGUGUUUCAGGGUUCACGCAGUCAAACAUCCAUGCAGGCGGCAGAGUUUAUCGACUCCGAAUUCCGACCAGGCAUGAGCAAUCGGCAGAGAAACAAGGCUAAAAGGAUGGCCAAGCUGGUAGCAAAGCAGAGGUCAAGAGAUCUGGAUCCUAAUGAAAAAAGCAAUGAUAGCUUUGAAGGAGAACCUGAAGAGAAACGGCGGAAAACCACAAAUGUACUCAUAGAGCAGCCAGCUACUGAAAACAAAGUCUUAAUCGAUAACAUUCCUGAUAAUUCCAGCUUGUUUGAGGAGACUCAAGAGUGGCCCCUGGAGAGUUUCUGUGAAGAGCUUUGUAAUGACCUGUUCAAUCCAUCCUGGGAGGUCCGGCACGGUGCUGGUACAGGCCUGAGGGAGGUGUUAAAGUGUCAUGGUGAAGCAGGAGGGAAGAUGGUCGAUAGCACUUCAGAGCAGUUGAUCCAGCAGCAUCAGGAGUGGCUGGAAGACCUAGUCAUUAGACUCUUGUGUGUCUUUGCUCUUGAUCGUUUUGGUGACUUUGUAUCUGAUGAGGUUGUUGCACCAGUAAGAGAGACGUGUGCACAGACGCUAGGCGUGGCAUUGAGACACAUGACUGAAAGCGGCGUUACCAUGACUGUUGAUGUGCUGUUGAAGCUGCUGACUGAAGAUCAAUGGGAGGUUCGGCAUGGAGGACUAUUGGGCAUCAAAUACGCCCUUGCUGUUAGACAGGAUCUUAUUCCCCUACUGCUUCCUCGAGUACUUCCUGCAAUCACUGAGGGGCUUCAGGACCUGGACGAUGAUGUGCGUGCAGUAGCCGCUGCUUCUCUGAUCCCUGUAGUGAAGGGACUUGUGCAGCUACAGCCUGCUAAGGUUCCUUUCAUAGUGAACACUCUGUGGGAUGCUUUGUUAGAGCUGGACGACCUCACGGCUUCUACAAACAGCAUUAUGACCCUCCUGUCAUCCCUGCUUACAUAUCCUCAGGUGCUUCAGUGCAGCAUGCAGCAGUCUUUAACAGUCCUGGUUCCCCGGGUGUGGCCUUUCCUGAGACACACCAUUGCUUCUGUUCGACGUGCUGCCUUAGAAACCCUCUUUACGCUGCUGUCCAAAGCUGACCAGACUUGUGCCAUGUGGCUGAACCCCAUCCUCCAAGACAUGCUGAGACACAUAUUUCAGUCCUGUAUUCUAGAGAGCAACCAGGAGAUACUAGACCUCAUCCAAAAGGUGUGGGGAGAGCUGCUACGCCAGGCUCCACAACAGUACGUGGUAGCAGCCAGUUGUCCGUGGAUGGGCGCUUGGCUUUGUUUGAUGAUGCAAGCAGCUCACAUUCCCAUUGACCUCAACAUGCUGCUGGAGGUCAAGUCUCGCUCCAAGGAAAAGGCAGGUGGGAAAUCUCGGCAAGGCGGGCUGCAGGUGAAGGAAACCGUGCAGGAGUACAUGGGUGGAUCGGAUACAAUCACAGAAGAUCAAGCCACGCGAGACUACGUAGUGACCCGAGCCCGGCUUAUGGCUGCCAAGCUGUUGGGAACGCUGUGCAGCUCUAUCUGUGACCCACGUCUUAACAGCGCCACUCAGGAGAUCAGGCCAGCAGAGUCGCUGGCUCAGCUGCUGCUCUUUCACCUCAAUUCGAAGUCGGCUCUGCAGCGCAUCGCUGUAUCCAUGGUGCUUUGUGAGUGGGCCUCUCUGCAGAAGGAGUGUGAAGUGGUGUCCAGUGUUGUGCAGCCUCGCUUGCUAGCCAUCCUGUCAGAACAUCUGUACUAUGAUGAAAUUGCCAUCCCCUUUACCCGAAUGCAGAAUGAAUGCAAGCAGCUCAUUGCACUGCUCGCUGAUGCCCAUAUUGAUGUCAGGGAGAAACUCGACUGCAGUGUUUUUACCAUCGAUCAGGCCCAUGAACUGGUGACCACUAUCUUUUCCGAGGCCACAUCGUCUCUAAACCUAAAGUCUCGGCAGCUUCAGCCGUUGGACAGUAAGCGACAGCAGACGUCCUCAACGGUGGCAGAGACCAGUGCUGAGUGGCAGCAGUUGCAUCUACGUGUGCACACUUACGCCGCGUGUGCCGUGGUGGCUCUGGCAGCACUGCCCGAAAAGCUCAACCCUGUAGUGCGCCCGCUCAUGGAGGCAGUCAAGAAGGAAGAAAACGUGCUGGUGCAGGGAUAUGCGGCCUCCAGCAUCGCCCGACUGCUGCAGCUCUGCACGGGUCGCACGCCCUGCCCUAACUCCAAAAUCAUCAAGAACCUAUGCAGCUCUUUGUGUCUGGACCCCAUGCUUACUCCUAAUGCAGAAUGCCCUGUACCACCACACACACCCUCCACACAGGAUAGUGGGAAAGCCAGCAUGUCUGAGAAAGAUGGCCUGCACCACAUGGUGAACAAGACAAAAGGCAUCAUCACUCUGUACCGUCACCAGAAAGCAGCUUUUGCAAUCACCAGUAAAAGAGGCCCUGCCCCCAAACUACAGAAAUCCUCGACCAAUGACUUACCUCAAAGCAGCUUCAUCUCCACCGAGACUGAUGAGAGUAAGAGGCCGAGCCUCAUUCAGAGGAGAGGUGCAGAGUUCUCACUGAUGACAAUGGCUAGACACUUUGGGUCUGAGCUGACCACUUCUUUGCCUUAUCUCUGGGAGUCAAUGGUUGGCCCAUUAAAAGCACUGAUGGACUCACAGGUUUUUGAUUCUCAGCAGCUCUUGGAGAAGGGUGACUCUGUAGCCCAGGAGCUGGUGAACUCUCUGCAGGUGUUGGAGGUCACUACAGUAGCCAUGACUCAGGAGCUCAGGUCUCAGCUGUUGGAACAGUUGCCUCUGCUGUGUAUGUGUCUCCAUCACCCGUACACAUCUGUCCGCCACAUGGCUGCUCGCUGUGUUGGUGUGCUCAGUAAGAUUGCCACUAUGGAAACAAUGAACAUCUUUUUGGAGAGAGUGCUGCCAUGGCUGGGUGCUAUUGAUGACUGCACCAAACAGGAGGGAGCCAUCGAGGCCCUGGCUUGUGUGAUGGAGCAGCUGGAUGUGGACAUCGUGCCCUACAUUGUGCUGUUGGUAGUGCCUGUGUUGGGCCGGAUGAGUGACCUCAGUGACAGUGUGCGCUUUAUGGCCACGCAAUGUUUCGCCACCCUUAUAAGACUGCUGCCUCUGGAGGCUGGCAUUCCUGACCCACCCAGCAUGUCUGAGGAUCUUAUUCGUCAAAAAGCCAGAGAGCGUCACUUCCUGGAGCAGCUGCUGGAUAGCAGGAAGCUGGAGAACUAUAAGAUCCCUGUGCCCAUCAAGGCAGAACUCAGGAAAUACCAGCAGGAUGGAGUGAACUGGUUGUCAUUCUUGAAUAAGUACAAGCUGCAUGGAAUCCUGUGUGAUGACAUGGGUUUGGGUAAAACCUUACAGUCCAUCUGCAUUCUUGCUGGAGACCACUACCUCAGGGCACAAGAGUAUGCCAAAACCAAGGCUUCAGACUGUUCUCCUCUACCCUCCAUAGUAGUUUGCCCCCCUACUCUGACAGGUCAUUGGGUAGACGAAGUGGGCAAGUUUUGCGCUAAGGAGUUCCUAAACCCUCUGCACUAUACAGGGCCGCCUACGGAGAGAGCACGGCUACAGCACCAAGUGAAAAAGCACAACCUUGUGGUAGCAUCAUAUGACGUAGUGCGGAACGACAUUGACUUUUUUAAAAAUGUUAAAUUUAAUUACUGUAUCCUUGAUGAGGGGCAUGUUAUUAAGAAUGGAAAGACCAAACUAUCCAAGGCUAUUAAGCAGCUGGCUGCCAACUACAGAGUUAUUCUGUCAGGAACUCCAAUUCAGAAUAAUGUUCUGGAGCUGUGGUCUCUCUUUGAUUUCCUGAUGCCGGGCUUUUUGGGUACGGAACGGCAGUUUGCUGCCCGCUACGGAAAGCCCAUCCUUGCUAGUCGAGAUGCAAAGAGCUCCUCUCGGGAACAGGAAGCAGGGGUUUUGGCUAUGGAGGCUCUGCAUCGACAGGUUCUUCCCUUCCUCCUAAGAAGGAUGAAGGAGGAUGUCCUCCAAGAUCUGCCACCCAAGAUUAUACAAGACUACUACUGCAAUCUUAGUCCCUUACAGGUUCAGUUGUAUGAGGACUUUGCUAAGUCCCGAGCCAAGGUGAGUGUGGAUGAUGUCAUCUCCACUGCAGCACAGGAUGAAGAGGAUAAACCCAAGCUAAAGGCCACUGGACAUGUGUUCCAGGCCCUGCAGUACUUGAGGAAACUCUGUAACCAUCCAGCACUGGUCCUGACCCCUCAGCAUCCUGAGCACAAGCGCAUCAGUGAACAGCUCGCCACCCAAAAUUCCAGCCUCCGAGACAUCCAGCAUGCCCCCAAGCUCUCGGCUCUCAAACAGUUGCUGUUGGACUGUGGUCUGGGCUCGACUGGCAGCUCAGACGUUGGCACAGAGGCUGUGGUGGCUCAGCACCGUGUGCUGAUUUUCUGCCAGCUAAAAAGCAUGCUGGACAUGGUGGAGCAUGACCUGCUAAAGCCUCAGCUGCCCAGCGUGACCUAUCUGCGGUUGGAUGGCAGUGUGCCUGCAGGCCAUCGUCACUCCAUUGUCUCAAGGUUUAACAAUGACCCAUCAAUAGAUGUCCUGCUACUAACCACACACGUUGGUGGUCUAGGCUUGAAUCUGACAGGAGCAGAUACUGUGGUGUUUGUAGAACAUGACUGGAAUCCAAUGAGAGACCUACAGGCCAUGGAUCGAGCUCACAGAAUAGGACAGAAACGUGUCGUCAAUGUGUAUCGUCUGAUCACGCGGGGCACUCUGGAGGAGAAGAUUAUGGGCCUGCAGAAGUUUAAGAUGAGCAUAGCUAACACUGUGAUCAGCCAGGAGAACGCCAGCCUCCAGAGCAUGGGCACAGAGCAACUGCUCAACCUUUUCACUCUGGAUAAGGGUGAUAAGGCAGAUAAGAGUGAAGCUGCAUCCUCUUUGUCUGGAAAGUCCAGUAUGAAAUCAGUGUUGGACGGACUUGGGGAACUGUGGGACCAGCAGCAAUACGAAGCAGAGUACGACCUGGAUAGCUUCAUGCACUCGUUGCGCUGAUCCAGUGCACCCUACUCAGGCAGCUUCCAUACAUGAAGUGCACCGUUGCUUUUUGUUUAUAACCUCUCUCAUUAUGGACCUUUACAUACCUGUAUACCUGGGCUGUCUAUGCCCCUGCUGCUUUAAACCCCAUCAGCAUAAAGACAUUUGUUCAAAAUCUCUGUAAGAACUCGUACACUCCAUGUGAACGCUCAGCUAAUGUAUACUGCCAGGUCAGUUAUAGCUGAAAAGGAACAGGGUCCCAUUUCUCUUUAAGUCAAGUUAUUUUCUCACAUGCUGUGGGAUUCCUGAGUAUUACUUUUGGGAGUCAUUAGGAGUGUUCAUCAGUAUCAUCCACCAUCCGGGUUCCUAGAUAUGGUCUUAAUACCAACCCCAGUUCAGUCACCUAUCAGUAUUUGAGCUUAUACCAAAUGCUGUUUUGUAUACUUCUGCCUGGUCAUCGUUUAGUUUUGUAAACUGGAUAGCCAUCUUAAAUCCUUCAUUUCUUAAAAGGCUUCUGCAGCCUUGUCUCUAGAUCACCAGGGGACGCUGGUGCCACUUUUUCACUGGACAGUGUGGUUCAGCAUGGUGCAGUUGCUCAUCUGAAUCCCAAAAUGUUUACAUACAGGUGAAAAUACCAGUGUCUGUUUUCUGUGACAUCCAGCGACUGUAUCUCUGAAUGUAUGAGUUCUCUGAAGAUUGUUGGAUUUUAUGUAGAUCAUAAAUAAGGAAACAUUACUGUCAGUAAAUUAGUCUAAAAGAUUAUGUUUCAUGAUCUGUAGUAGUGCUAUUAUGGCUGUUUUUUUGCUGGGACAUAAAUGUAAACAAAUUCUAAAAGGAUCUCAGGAUCACAGGUUUAUAAAUGUACCCUGCCCUCCCACACUAGCUGUUAAAAACUGCAUCCAUGUAUUAAGAAGGGGGAGAGGGGGCUGGAAUGAAAUAUUUAUCAUCUUUUCCACUGAGAUGAGAUGCUCUCACCUGUAAAGCGCUCUGCCCAUUAGUCUUUUUCCAUCACUUAUCUCAGACCAGAUCGAAUCAGGACACAAGAUCUACUGCAGCACAUUCACACCCACAGAAAAUGUGAACUGUCUGUCCAGGAGAGCACGGUGCUAGUUUCAAACAUAGGUACUAUAGACUCGGCGGACAUAUGAUGGUCAUGAAGCCGCGUUGCUUAGUUUUAAAUAAGAAAAAGGAAACAUGUAAAUAUUUCUGUAAUUUGCCUUUGAUUAAGCCAGUAGAAUUUUAAUAAAUUCUAAUGAGCUUUCUUUAAA
This is a messenger RNA of Trichomycterus rosablanca, 6881 nucleotides long. It is a transcript of the gene btaf1, whose product is annotated as BTAF1 RNA polymerase II, B-TFIID transcription factor-associated. The transcript is spliced from 38 exons. The record is from RefSeq and is a predicted model, not a curated record. Bases 46 to 5631 code for a protein of 1861 amino acids. Lineage: Eukaryota; Metazoa; Chordata; Actinopteri; Siluriformes; Trichomycteridae. Gene Ontology annotation, molecular function: ATP binding; DNA binding; ATP hydrolysis activity.